Molecule: messenger RNA, 2147 nt
Organism: Perca fluviatilis (European perch)
Lineage: Eukaryota; Metazoa; Chordata; Actinopteri; Perciformes; Percidae
Product: syntaxin-11-like
Exons: 2
Coding region: 522-1418 (298 amino acids)
Biological process (GO): synaptic vesicle fusion to presynaptic active zone membrane; exocytosis; intracellular protein transport
Cellular component (GO): endomembrane system; synaptic vesicle; SNARE complex
Molecular function (GO): SNARE binding; SNAP receptor activity
Source: RefSeq, a predicted model, not a curated record
UCAUACAUCUUUAGAGAUUCCCGUCAAAAACACCUGUCCUGCCCCCCCAUUAACAUUUAUUCAGCUUGCUACAAGUGGACAUUGGCACUCACUUCAUGCUUUAUACACACCAGCUGCUAACAUCUCGUCCUAUCCGGGGAUGCAGCGUCACUGGGCCAAACCUACCGGACUUCAUUCCUGAAGUCACAUCAGAACAGUCGCAUGGCGUGGCGCAAUCCAACAAAAGCACAGUUGAAUACCUGUUUGGCUCCAAAGAUAGCUGCAUUACGCAUGUAGGGCCCUACAUUUGUUCCUGCUCAAAGCCGGAGCAGUCGACUUCAUAACAGUAGGAUGGUGCUGUGGCACCAUGGUCACCUUACGUUAAAGGACAACGUUUGAUAUCUGUGGAAAUCAGAACACAACAGUUCAUUCAGCGAUCUUUACUGAGUCAUCUUUACCAAUGUGUGUUAAAAGAGGAAAGACAACCAGACAGAGGAAAUCUUCUUGACAUCGGUAACCUUGACUUGUUCUCAAGACCAACCAUGAGGGACAGACUGAGCAACCUGCAGGAAGUUUCCAACAGCCAUGUGGAGCAGAUGGAGUAUGCAGAGUCCACUGUCUCCGACACCUUCAGCAACAUUGACCUGGAGAUGGAGUUGCCCCAUGAGGCAGUGGUGUUCGAGGACAACAGCCCAGCUCUGGAGGAUGUCUUUUCCCAGUCGCAGGAUAUCCACAGAGAGAUCCAGCUCAUCCGUGUGGAGAUUAAAAGGCUUCGUGAGCAGAACUCUCGCAUGAUGGGUGUCACCACCAUGAGCACUAUCAAAAGGGACUCCAACGCUAUUGGUGCUGAUAUAAAGGCUCGGGCUGAGGGUGUGCUGGCACGACUGCGGGACAUGGACGGCGAAGCUCACAAGCUAGAAGAAGAAUAUGGCUCCAAUUGUGCCGUCACACGUAUUGCCAGAACCCAAUAUGCUUGCCUCAGCAAUGGUUUCCGCGAUACCAUGUUUGACUAUAACGAGGCUGAGAUGAGCCAUCGGGAGAACUGUAAAGCCCAGAUCCAGAGGCAAAUGGAGAUAGUGGGACGUGAGGUGACCGGAGAGGAGGUGGAGGAGAUGAUUGAGAAAGGUCAGUGGAACAUCUUUAACGACAACAUAAUGGCUGAAGGUAAAACGGCUCGAUCAGCUCUGUCCCAGAUUGAGAAACGUCACCAAGAGUUGGUUGAUCUGGAGACCCGUAUCAACGGCAUCCAUGAGAUUUUCCUGGAUAUUGCCCUGCUGGUGGAGGAGCAAGGCCCCAUGCUGAACACCAUCCAAACCAACGUGCAGAAAACCGAUGAAGGCAUACAGGAGGCCCUCGUCAAACUUAACAGAGCCAAACGUCACGACAAGAACAACCCCUUUAAAAAGAUGUUCUGCAGCUGUUUCCCAUGUGUAGACUAAUGACUGUACAGUACAGAGAUUGGCAGCGGGAUAGCAAAAUAUGCGUUGUGCUGUCUCCAGACAAAGACAAGGACAUUUUAAAACCGUUAUUGUAUGUUUCAUUAGUGCAACAUUCUUAUUGUCACAAAGUCUUUAUCAACAUGGCCUGUGGAGCUAUAGAUAAUUAUACAAUUUCCAGGAUGUAAAACAAAGGUUUGAAGAGGAAGUUAAAACUGUUUUGUCUAGAUUGAGAGACAAAAAUGCUUGGGUAAAAUAUUUUACAAUUGAUGUCUGUUAUAUUUGUAUGAAAGGUUUGAAACUGGAAUCUCAAAUCUGAAUUAAUUCCCCCAUGACUCAGGUGUAAUGCAGAACUGAAGCAAAUGGUAUUUAUUGGUGUUCAUGUUUUGUCAUUGAAAAACCUAAACAAAAAAUGCAAUUUUCAGGCAUGCUGUCGGCCACGAUGGUUCCUGAUGUAGUAAACAGCCCUAAUAGUGAAGCCCAAAGAAACAUUAUGAUAUUCACGUUGUUCUCAUAUUUGCCAUCUCUUUUGAGGACCCCAGUAACUGAGGAGUGAUGGGAGUUUAAAUAGGAUUUAUUGACAGUCUUAAUGUUAUGCAGGGAUCACACAAAUCGUGUUUUGUGAUGUACCCUAAUCUGUUACUUUUCACUGCUAUUUUUAUGAAUAUAUGGACGAUAAUACCUUUCUUCUGUGGUGUCAUGUAUGUUACAUAAACAGUUAUAUUAAAAUCA